This is a messenger RNA of Suillus fuscotomentosus, 622 nucleotides long. RefSeq lists its product as uncharacterized. Bases 1 to 564 code for a protein of 187 amino acids. Lineage: Eukaryota; Fungi; Basidiomycota; Agaricomycetes; Boletales; Suillaceae. The record is from RefSeq and is a predicted model, not a curated record. The transcript is spliced from 3 exons.
AUGCUUCACAACCUCAAAUUUCGACUCUCGGGCAUAUUGCACGUAUUUGGGCCUAGUGCUUUCGCCAUUAGCAUCAUUUUGAACAUCUUCACCAUACUGCGCUUGCAACAUCAGUCUGUCGAUGAUAAACAGUACUCUUAUAUCGGUAAUGAUCAUCCGAUCGAAUUACCCCUCGACUUGGAGAUCGUCGCAUUGACGUUUGAAGACUCGAAGUAUUACAGUACUUCGGGGCUCACGGCCUGGUCGGAGUGGAAUCUGCUCGAUCACUUUCAACAAGGCCACGGAUUCGUGCGUCUGGGAGCAAAUGCUUCUUGUCUACAAAAGAUUCGAUUAGCCCUUAUUAAUGGCCCAAUGAUCAUAGUGGCCACUGCCUCAACUUCUUGCGACAGGCCAUUCUUUGCAAUUCUGAUACUACCCUCGAGCCAGGUCUACACCAAUGGAUCGGUGUCAGGCUCAGACGGCUUGGGUGUCACGCACAUAUGCCGAGAUUGGUCGCAGGUUUAUGCGUACAUUGAGGAGAAUCAGAGGAGCCCUGUGUGGGCAGAGCACAAGACAGAGAUGUAAUCAUAAUGCGAAGUCAAGUGGGAGGAUCUGAUUUCGCACUAACGCUGGAUGAGAUCAG